This is a messenger RNA of Pteropus alecto (black flying fox), 393 nucleotides long. It is a transcript of the gene SCGB3A1, whose product is annotated as secretoglobin family 3A member 1. The coding region runs from base 1 to 393 and encodes 130 amino acids. The transcript has 3 exons. Gene Ontology annotation, biological process: positive regulation of myoblast fusion. The record is from RefSeq and is a predicted model, not a curated record. Lineage: Eukaryota; Metazoa; Chordata; Mammalia; Chiroptera; Pteropodidae.
AUGAAGCUCACCGCUGCCCUCCUGGUGCUUUGCGUGGCCCUGCUCAGCCACUCCACUAUGGGCUUUUGGAUGAACUGGAUGGCUAAGCCUGCGGCCCCGACUGUAGCUACUGUCCCCACUGCUGUGGAGGCUGGGGCCGGGGCAGUGGCCAACUCCUAUUUCAAGGGCCUCAACCCCCUGAGGAUCAUGCUGACAAGCCUGGGCAUCCCUGUGGAGCAUCUGGUGGAGGGCUCCAGGAAGUGCGUGGCCGAGCUGAGCCCUGAGGCCAUGAGGGCCAUGAACAGUCUGCUGCCCCCCACGUGGAAGUACCCUGUCCACUCCUCUAAACCCUACACAGGGGUCCCGGCCCCACGACAGGCCCACCUCGUUUCCCUCCCCCGAGAAGCACGGUAG